UUGAUAUUGCUUUUGUUUUGCAACUUUUGGCCGUUAGGUUCCUGCAUACAUUGAGUUGUGAAGUUUUUGAGUGUUUGGUUUGAGUUACUUGAUGGAGAAGUUGACUGAUUUACAGCUCAUUGAGUUGAGCAAAGCCAAUUUGCGAAGAACUAUGAAUGAGAUUCAAGAUCGUGCCUCCUCCAUUCUUUUACUUAAUCUUCGAUGGGAAGAUAUGGAAAGCGUUUUGGAUUCUGCUCAGAAUUCUGUUGAACAACGACUCAAAGAAGUCAAAUCAAAAGAAGAUGAGAUUGAAAGAAAGGAGAAAUCAGUUAAAGACCAGUUUGAAGAGCUUAACAUUAAAGAGGAGGAAUUAAGAAGGCAAUUUGGGGAGUUGGAGUUGGGUAAGAAGUAUUACGAAGAAAGUAUGAGAGAAGUUGUGUUGAAGCAGAAGCAACUUGAAGGGCUUAAAUUAAAGGAGGAAGAGUUUGUGUUGAAGGAGAAAGAUUUUGAGGAGCGUUGUAGGGAUUUUGAGUUAGAGAAGAAGGAUCUUGAACGGCAUAGUAAAGACCUUGAAUUUAGUGUAAAACAAUGUGAAGAGCAACUUAAGGAGGCUAAAUUGAUGGAGAAAAUGGUAAAAAACAAGUGGGAGGAGGUUGGGUUGAAAGAAAAAGAUUUGGAAAAUUGCUUGAGAGACUACGAGUUGAAAGAAGAGCAAUUUGGACUGAAAGAGAAGGAUUUGGAGAAGUGCUUGCUAGAGUAUGAGUUGAAAGAACAACAAUUUGUGUUGAAAGAGAAAGAUUUGGAGAAGGGUUUGAGAGAGUAUGAGUCGAAAGAAGAGCAAUUUGGGGUGAAAGAGGAGAGUUUUCGGAAGCGGUGUGUGGAGUUUGAGUUGGAAGAAAAGGCUUUGGAAGAACGCCGUAGAGAUCUUGAACUUUGUAUUAAAAAAUGUGAGCAGCAGCGUAGAGAGGUUAAGUUGAUGGAGAAAAUGGCAAAAGAUCAGUUGGAGGAAGUUCGGUUGAAAGAGAAAGAAUUGGACAAAUGCUUGAGAGAGUAUGAGUUGAAAGAGGAACAAUUUAGGCUGAAAGAGGCGGAUUUUGAGAAGCGAUGUAUGGAGUUUGAGUCGGAAGAAAAGGCUUUGGAAGAACGUCGUAGAUAUCUUGACUUUAAUGUAAAACAAUGUGAGCAGCAAUGGAAAAAAUUGGACAACUGCAUGAGAGAUUAUGAGUUGAAAGAACAGAAAUUUGGGUUGAAAGAGGAGAGUUUUCAGAAGCGGUAUAUGGAGUUUGAGUUGGAAGAAAAGGCUUUGGGAGAACGUCGUAGAGAUUUUGAGUUUAGUGUAAAGCAAUGUGAGCAGCAAUGUAAAGAGGUGAAGUUGACAGAGAUAUCAGUAAAAGAUAGGUUGGAGGAAGUUGGGUUGAAAGAGAAAGAUUUGAAGAAGAACUUGAGAGAGUAUGAGUUGAAAAAAGAGCAAAUUAGGCUGAAAGAGGAGGACUUUGAGAAGCGAUGUCUGGAGUUUGAGUCGGAAAAAAAGGAUUUGGCAGAACGUCGUACAUAUCUUGAAUUUAAUGUAAAACAAGGUGAGCAGCAAUGGAAAAAACUGGACAACUGUUUGAGAGAUUAUGAGUUGAAAGAACAAAAAUUUGGGUUGAAAGAGAAAGAUUUGGAGAAGGGUUUGCGGGAGUAUGAGUUGAAAGAGGAGAGUUUUCGGAAGCGGUAUAUGGAGUUUGAGUUGGAAGAAAAGGCUUUGGAAGAACGUGGUAGACAUUUUGAGUCUAGUGUAAAGCAAUAUGAGCAGCAAUUUAAAGAGGUGAAGUUGACAGAGAAAUCAUUAAAAAAUAAGUUGGAGGAAGUAGCGUUGAAAGAGAAAGAUUUGGAGAAGUGCUUGGGAGAGUAUGAGUUGAAAAAAGAGCAAUUUAGACUGAAAGAGGAGGGCUUUACGAAGCGAUUUAUGGAGUUUGAGUCGGAAGAGAAGGCUUUCAAAGAACGUUGUAGAGAUCUUGAAGUGGCAGAAUCAGGGGUGCAAAAGCAGUUAGAGAAUAUUAGAAGGAAAGAGGAAGAUUUUGGUUUUAAAGAGAGGGAUCUUGCGUGGCGUUGUAGAGAUGUUGUGUUGUUGGAGAAUUGUCUUGAAAAAGGUCUUAAAGAUCUAGAAUUGAAGUCUGAGCAAUGUGAAGUGAAGUUCAGAGAAAUUAAGUUAAUGGAAGAAUCAAUAACAACCCAGUUUGAGGAGCUUAAGGAGAAAGAAGAGCAAUUUAGAUUGAAAAUUUGUAAUUUUGAGGAGCGUUCUAGAAAUUUGAAAAUGCAGGAGACAUCUCUUGAAAAGGGUCAUCAAGAUCUUGAAGCAAAACAGAAACACAAUGAAAAGUUCUUGAGAGAAAUCAAAUUGAAAGAGGAGGAGAUUGAAGAAUUAUCAGCAGACCAUAGAAGAAAGUAUGAGCAACAGUCCAUCGAGCUUGAGUUCAAUGUUAAAAAGUGUGAGCAGCGGGUCAUAGAUCUUGAUUUAAAGGAGAAGAAACUUGUGGAAUGGUCUAAAGAACUUGAAGGCAAGAGUCUUGAUUUCGGCCUGCAUCCUCAAGUGAAAAAUGAAUCAGCAGGUAGUUCGUCAGUUAAAUGUUCCAUAAAUCAUUCUUCACCAGCACAUCUUUGGUUUUGCAUAUAUAUGGAUGGAAAGGAUUUGCAGAUGUUCCUAAAUGAGCGCUGGAAAGAGCAUGGUUCUAUAGGUCCUGAAGUUGCUAUGGCUCUUCAACUUGCAGCAGAUCCUGCACAGCUUGUCUUGGAUGCAAUGGAGGGGUUUUACCCUCCACAUUUGUGCAAGGGAGACAGGGAGUUCGAAGGGAAUGUUGCCAGAAGAAGUUGCAUCCUCUUGUUAGAGCAAUUGAUGAAACUCUCACCUGUAGUUAAGCCUCAUGUUAGAAAAGCAGCUUUGAAGCUUGCCUUUGACUGGAUGGCAAAAAUGAGAGAUGAAUCUGGUCAUGAAUUGGAGGCUUUGGGAUUUCUGCGGCUUUUAGCUUCUUUCCAAUUGGCAGAUGCUUUUGAUGCUGACGAGCUUAUCAACAUUUUGGUGUUUGUUGCUCAACAUAUUCAAACUACUGAACUAUUCAAGGUUCUUGGUCUGGGAGAUAAGAUCACCGGUUUCAUAAGAAAACUUGUGGGAAAGAAGCAGCAUAUGGAGGCAAUUAGAUUUAUUUAUGCUUUUGAACAGGUUAAUGAGUUCCCCCCGGUACCUGUGUUGAAAGAUUUCUUGAAUCAUUCUAAGACUGAAGCUAGAAGAAUUUUGCUAAAAGGAAAAAAGGCCCCUUCAGCACGGCAUGAGGCAAGCACCAAAAGAAUAGCUGAUCUUAGGGCUGUUAUCAAAUGCAUUGAAGAUCAUAAUCUUGAAUCCGAGUACCAACCUCAUAGCCUUAAGAACCUUAAGGAUUUACUUGUCUCUCUUGAAAAAAUAAAUGCAAGUGGAAAUCUUACCUCCCCAGAAGCUAACCCUGCCCCUUGCACUGCUCACAAGAGGGAGACCCCAUCACAUGAACAUGUUGGUGUUAAGCGAGAACGAGAGGUCAUAGCUACAGAAAUUGCUGGAAAUGCCCCUCUUGGUGCCACGACCAAUGUUUCCUCCAGGAAAAUGCCUCCUAAUCAUCCAAAAUGGUCAAAAACAGAUUUGCAUACAAACCCCAAUCGUAAGGCUGUUUCAGAUAAUUAUUCUUGGGAAGCUCUUGCAAGACCUAGUGAUCAGGUCGGUAGCUAGCCUUCAGUAUGCGGUAGGGAUGGCAGCAAGUGACGACCCUUGGUUCAGUUUGUAUAUACUUCUUGAGUUUUAGUCUCAUUUUAGUAUUUUUCACUCGUGUUCUAGUAUCUAUGGAAUGGUAAGUUAUUGUUCUAAUUCCUCCAGUAUAUACAUUUCUUUAGAGUGCAGUCCCAUCUAAGAACAAAUUAUAAUUUAAAUAUAACAAGGUUGAAACAUUUCUUUGAUGUCAA
Molecule: messenger RNA, 3945 nt
Organism: Hibiscus syriacus
Lineage: Eukaryota; Viridiplantae; Streptophyta; Magnoliopsida; Malvales; Malvaceae
Product: trichohyalin-like
Exons: 5
Coding region: 92-3715 (1207 amino acids)
Source: RefSeq, a predicted model, not a curated record